ACAGAGUUCCAGCCUAAGGCGCGCUGGGCGCUCCCGAAAGGCCACGCCGGAGGUGCAAGUCUCCAGAACAGGGAAGGCCGAGAGCUUCCCAUCGCCGCCCCGCGCCGGCCAGACCGCCGCCUCUUUACACCCGCUUCCCAAGAUUUCCCCCCGGGGCUGCCUCCGAGGAAACGGGCAGUAGGGAGCUGGGAGCCUAGCGCUGGGGUCGCCAGAGUGGGGUCAGCUAGGACAGCGCCGUCAGGCGGCGUACAGCUGGCCUGGAACCCAGCGCUGGCCCUCCUGCGAGACGUACUGCUUCUGGGGGUGUCCCGAUUCCCUGAGGGAUCGGCUUUCUUUCCCCGGGAGCGAACAUUUGGGGGACUGGGAGAGGCUGCCCCCAGAAGUGCCAGAUCUCAGAUUUGCAGGAGUGCUUAGCAAUGCAUUAUGACACAGGACAAAAUUCAGUCCCCAAAGAGGUUACAUUUUAACCAAGAAAAAUUAGGAAAUAAUUAAUUUACAGAAAUAAACUGGAUUCUCAACUUGUUUCAUUUGAUUUACAGGAUUGGAAAUGAAAUGUGUGGCAAAGAAGAAAAGAUACUACACAGACAAGUGCCUUGAAACAAGAAGAUGCUUAUAAAAGGCUGAGGAAGAACCCUUCACCCAACCUCUCCUGUCCAGGUGUCUAUGGGACUAAACAUUCCUGAAUUAACUAGGAAGGCAGAACUAGAAGCAGCUGUGAGAAAGAAGAUUGUGUUUGAGAGAAAAGCUCUACAUAUUGUUGAACAGCUUUUAGAAGAGAGUAUUACGGAAGAAUUCCUAAGGGAGUGUGGGAAGUUCAUUACACCUGCUCACUACAGUGAUGUUGUGGAUGAACGUUCCAUCAUCAAACUCUGUGGUUAUCCAUUGUGUCAGAAGAAGUUGGGAAUUGUACCAAAACAGAAAUAUAAAAUUUCUACCAAAACCAACAAAGUCUAUGAUAUUACUGAAAGAAAGUGUUUUUGCAGCAAUUUUUGCUAUAAAGCAUCUAAGCUUUUUGAAGCACAAAUUCCUAAAACUCCGGUAUGGGUUCGAGAAGAAGAAAGGUAUCCUGAUUUUCAGCUGCUGCAGGAAGGACAAAGGGGCCAUUCUGGAAUAGAAGUACAGUUAUGCAAUAAAGCCGUUAAAACAUCAGAUGUUGACAAUCCUGGCCAUUUUAAGAAGCAUUAUGAAUCUAGUUCUUCUAGCACUCACAGUGAUAGUAGCAGUGAUAAUGAGCAAGACUUUGUUUCCUCCAUUCUACCAGGAAACAGACCAAAUGCAACAGCUAUAAGACCACAGCUGCACAAAAAGUGCAUAAUGAAAAAGAAAGCUGGUCAAAAAUCUAACUCCCAACAUGAAGACAAAGAGCGAACAAUAAUAGAUGUCACCGAGCAGUUAGGCAACUGCAGACUAGAUAGUCAGGAGAAAGCUGCUGCCUGUGAACUUCCUCUACAGAAAGUACGUACUCAGAUUUCUUCAAGUAGGCCUUUGCAAGAAAAACUAGAAGCUUCAGAGAAUUCUGAAAAUAAAUACAAUAGUUUAAAAAUAACCCUAGUAGGCAUAAGUAAGAAAAGUGCUGAACAUUUUAAGAGGAAAUUUGCCAAAUCAAAUCAAGUUUCUAGGUCAGCUUCUAGUUCGGUACAGGUGUGUUCUGAAGUUGCAAAGACAAACUUACUUAAAGUCCUGAAGGAGACUUUGACUGAGUGGAAGACAGAAGAAACAUUGAAGUUUUUGUAUGGCCAGAAUUAUGCUUCUGUGUGUCUGAAACCCUCUUCAGCCCCUUUGGCUGAAGAAGAACUUGAUGAAGAUGAUACAAACUCUGACCCAGACAGUCAUUCCCCUGCUUUGCCAGAAUCUCAAAAUAGCUUGGAUGAGUCUUUACCUUUUAGGACCUCAGAUACAGCCAUUAAACCACUGCCAAGUUACAAGAACUUGAAAAAAGAAACUGAAACAUUAAAUCUGAGGAUCAGGGAGUUUUACAGAGGGCGAUAUAUUUUGAAUGAAGAAACUACCAAAUCACAAAAUUCAGAAGAGCAUGAUGCCACCUUCCCACUGAUAGAUUCCAGUUCUCAGAACCAGAUUAGAAAACGCAUCAUACUUGAAAAGUUGAGUAAAGUCUUGCCUGGACUUUUGGAACCUCUUCAGAUUACAAUAGGAGAUAUUUACACACAGCUUAAAAAUCUUGUCCAAACUUUCAGAUUAACAAAUAGAAAUAUUAUACACAAACCUGCAGAGUGGACCUUAAUUGCUAUGGUGUUGCUGUCUUUACUGACCCCAAUUCUUGGCAUUCAGAAACACUCUCAGGAAAAUGUGGUGUUCACACAGUUCAUAACCACCCUGCUUGAAGAAUUACAUUUAAGGAAUGAAGAUCUUGAAAGUUUAACCAUCAUAUUUAGAACCAGCUGUUAACCAGAGUGGUAUAAACCAUGAAGACCAAAUAAAAGAUGAACUUCUAUUCACCAUUUUCCAGAAUUCUAGCCACAAUGAUGGUCUGAUGGCGAUUGAUACCUAGCUUUGUUCCAAGAAAGACUUUUGCCUCCGAUUUCAACCCCCUGCCUUCCAGUCCCUAACUGUACAGAGAGACUUACCCAGAUAGAGGAGAACCAUUAUUCUAACAAAGAUAACCAAGUCCUUGCAUCCCUAUGUAAGAUGCAGUAUUUUUAUUUGAAAACGAAAGAUGAAGUCUUAAAUUGAAACUUGAAAGUUUUUUAAAAAUGUACUGACCUAUUUUUUCUGGUAUAAGUUGACCAAAAAAUUGAGUAAAUCUCCAUUUUGACCUCACAGUCUAAUAAUAAAGAACAGCAAAGAGGUCAGUAAAUGUAAUCUAAGAUGAAGCCCUUUAGAAGUCUGGUCAUUAUUCUUUUAAAAGAAACUAACUGUGCUAUAAAAUGCUCUUGAGCAAUGUGUUUAACCUCACAAAUCCAAAAUAGGAGUAGCCCAGAACUUUCUGGACUCAAGGAAGUUGUUUGUUUUUUUUAAGGAAAAAAAAGAAUUAUUUGUAAUUUGCUUUUGAGAGAGAGAAUCUCUAGAAUGUACACUGCUUUUUCAAAAUGUGUAUUGAGCAUAAGUCAGCAGGGCCCCCAGAGCAGUUAGGGGUGAGGGGAUUAAACAAUUGAGGUAACUUUACUGGAGGAUCAAGAAACAAUAACAUCAGAUCUGUACUCUUGGACACUGGAGAAAAUGACAGCUGAUAAAGGCCCAACCUUGGAAGGGGGCUGGAAAGCAACCUGGUUUAGUGGGGAGCUCAGUAGACAGGAAUAUGCAAGUUCAGCAAAGUCACAGGCUACAAUAUGAAUAUACAAAAAUCCAGUGGUUCUUUCUGUAUACUAGAAAUGAAAAAACCAAAAAUGAAAUAAACAAUUCUAUCCAUAAUAGCACCAACAAUAAUUCCUUAAGGAUAAAUUUAACAAAAGACUUAUACAAUGAAAAUCAUAAAACAAAUUAAAGAAACUGUAGAAAUAGCCCAUGUUCAUGAAUUGGAAGAUUCAGUAUUGUUAAAAUGGCAGUCCUCCCCAAAUUGAACUAGAUCAAUGCAAUUCCUAGUAAAAUUCCGGCAGGCAUUUUUGAAAAAUUGGUAAGUUGAUCCUAAAAUUUCCAGGGAAAUGCAAAGGACCCAGAAUAGCCACAACAAUUCUGAAAAUGCUGAGCACUUCCUGAUUUCAAAACAUACUGCAAAGCUGCAGUAAUCAAGACAUUGUGAUACUGAUAUAAAGAUCGGUAUAAAGAUCAGUGGAACAGAAUUGAGAGACCAGGAGUAAACCCUCAUGUUGAUGGAGAACUGAUUUUAAACUAACAUGUCAAGGCAAUUCAAUGGAGAAAGGAUGGUCUUUCCAACAAAUUGUGCUGGAAUAUUUUGCUAUCAGAUGCAAAAAAGUUAAUUUAGACCGUUAGCUCCUAUGACAUGCAAAAAUAAAUCCAAAAUGGAUCAGAGACCAAAAUGUAAGAGCUACAAGUGUAAAAUUUUUAGGAAAAAAAAAACCUGCAUGGUAUUGGGUGAGGAAGAGUUCUUAGGUAAGAUGCAAAAAAAAUGCAUAAAGGAAAAUAUUAAUAAGUUGGAUUUCAUCAAAAUUAAAACUUCACUUCAAAAAAAAUGUAAGUGAACUGAUAAGCCACAGACUGGGAGAAGAUAUUUUCAAAUAAUAUUAAAAGACUUAUAUCCAGAAUCUAUAAAUAACUCUUAAAACUCAAGAACAAGAUAAUAAGACCCAGUAAUUCUACUUCUGGAUAUAUACCUGAACAAAACAGUAAUUGAGAAUAUAUGCACCCCUAUGUUUAUUGCAGCAUUAUUUACAAGAGCCAAGUUAUGGAAGCAACCUAAGUAUCAUAUCAACAGAUGACUGGAUAAAUAAGAUGUGGCACAUAUACACAAUGGAAUAUUACUCAGCCAUAAAAUAGAAUGAAAUCUUGCCAUUUGUGUCAUGAAUGGACCUAGAGAGUAUUAUGCUAUGUAAAAUAAGACAAAGACAAAUACCAUAUGAUUUCACUUUUAUGUGAAAUCUAAAAAAAGCAAAAAACAGAAAUAGACUCAAACACAGAGAACAGACUGGGGGUUGCCAUAGGAGUGAGGGAAGGGUGAAGUAGAUGAAGUGCAUGAAGAGGUACAAAAUUCCAAUUACAGAAUAAGUCAUCAGGAUAAAA
Molecule: messenger RNA, 4635 nt
Organism: Manis javanica (Malayan pangolin)
Lineage: Eukaryota; Metazoa; Chordata; Mammalia; Pholidota; Manidae
Source: RefSeq, a predicted model, not a curated record